GACCCGGCUGUAAAUAUUGUGACACAGAGGAUAUCCUCCAUGCGUGUUUUGAGCAAAACUAGUAUGACGAAAUUAUCGGUGCUUUUUACGGGGUUCUUGGUUAACGUUAGUGUUAAAAUAGUUCAUAAAAUCGUCAAAGUGUAUAAGUAAGUGUUUUGUCCAAAAUGGCGACAGACGUGUCCAGGUAGCCUACAAAGUUAACGGUUGUUUUUCCUUAAUUUGUGGAAAUUUCUAGCAACUAGGUAGGUUGAAGAUAACACCACAUAACGCAUUAAUAACAUCACAUAACACACAAGCGCGGUGACUGAAUUUAAACGGUGAUUGUGAGCCGAUUUCUGCUCGAAUCUCUCAAAGUGUGGUUGAAUCCCGUCACGCUGAGCUGCCAUGGAGGGUUUGGAGGAGAAGCUCAAAAGUCUGUCCAUCGCGCUGCGGUCUUGCCCAGAGGAACCCACCUACCUGCUGGACGUCGCCCUGCAGCCGACCGGCCUGCUGGCCGUGUCCUGCUCCAACUUCACCAUCCACCUUCACAACAAGGACUCUCUGAACCUGGUGGGAGAGUAUCGGGGCCACAGCGGGCCGCUUUGUGGGGUUGUUUUCUCCCACACCUCCCCUGACUGUCUGUACUCGGGUUCUGCUGAUGGGACGGUCCGGGGGUGGGACGUCCGCCGCCCCGGGACAGAGGCAGCCCAGAUGUUUAAAAGUGACCCAUCACACAGCUACUGUAGCUUCGACUUGAGCUGCAGCGACACACUCCUGUGUGCCGGCACCGAGCAGGUGAACGACGAAGACAGCUUCCUGGUUUUCUGGGACGUCAGGAAAGCAGGUGCUGGGCUUCUCGGGGUGUAUUCUGAGUCGCACAGUGAUGACAUCACACAGGUGCGCUUCCACCCUCGAGACAAAGACCGCCUGGCGUCCAGCUCCACAGACGGCCUUGUUAAUGUUUUUGACCUGAGCCGGGGAGCAGAGGAGGAGGCGCUGCUGGCCACCUGUAACACCGACUCCUCUGCUGGCUCAGUCUGUUGGUCCGGACCAGAUCACACCCAGCUGCUGUGCCUCAGCCACGACGAGGGGCUGCACCUGUGGGAUCUGGGUCAGCUGGACACAGAGGAGCCUCUUACCAUUUUCAGCACCUCUGACGCUCGCAGCCUGACUCUGCUGCCUGAUGGGGGAGGCUUGGAUUACCUGGUGGGGGGGAGGUGGCUGGAGGAGGCCCAGAAGCUGCUGGUGGUCGGAGGGAUGAACAGCGGGGAUCUCCACCUGAUGGAGUGUGACGACGGGGGGCUUCGUCUGCUGAGGAGCCUGGAGGGAGGCCACGCCUCCACGGUGCGCUGCUUCCUAUGGGACGCAGCGGGGGAGGCUCUGGUCACUGGGGGAGAGGACGCCCAGCUGUUGCUAUGGAAACCAGGAGGGGAGGAGCUCGCGUCAGGGAAAAGGGAGUCCAUGAAGAGCGAAUCAGCUUUGAGACUCAAAUCCAGGCCGCAUAAAAAGCACGGCUACCAGAGAGAGAAGAAGGCAGCGUAGCCAAGACACUGAAUGAAAAUGUCAACGUCACUUGCACGUCGCAGGUCAGCGUUCACCUUUGACCCCGGCGGAUGAGCUCGUUCAGCCAAAGGAAACACUGAUGCACUGUGUUUGGAAAUGGAGAAAUUAUUAUUCUAGUGUGUUUUAUCACUAUAUUUAGUUCAUCAUCACACAAACCGUAGCGUCUCGUACAGCGUUUACAGUCUGCGAUCGCUCUGAUCAAUAUUUGUUUAUCCACACGAGAAACGUGACAUCACGUCCGAGCGCGGGACAGUUUUGUUAAAACAGAAGGUUAAUGUGGCCGCACCUUUACACCUGGUAUUAACGUGAUCCCGAUACAUUAUUUGGAUAGUGACAUCUGAUCCACUAACCUUUGCAUUUACACCUGAUAUUAAAUAGCGAACUUCUGCCCGCAUUGCGAUUGGGUGAUUCUACGUGCAUUAACACCUGCAUUAACCUGCGUUUUUCCUGAUCCAGUAUAUUAAUGUAAGGUGGAAAUGGGGUCUGCCACUUGGUGAACAAGCCCCGUGUCUCAAUUCCAUACUGCGUACAGGUUCUAAGCAGGUUUUGAGUGUGAGGUAUGCUCAGGCUGGAAAAGUGAAACCUGUGUAUCCUCAAAGAUGUCAGUUUGCAGACUAAACCCUCUGAUUUUUGGAACAACUACGCAGGGCAGCUCUCAGAAAACCAAAGAAAAAAAAUGUACAUUUUUUUUGGAAAAAGAUUUUUCUCUUCGUGAAGUUUAAUUGCCAGCGGCAGUUUGGUCGACGACCAUUGUUACGCAUCUCGCAUGUUAGUACGAAACAGUGAAGUACGUCGAUUUCUUGAAUACUAACUGAAAAAACAAGAUACUGGGAAUCUUAAUGCAUACUGUAUACCUUGUGUGAAAUUGGGACACAGCUGAGGCUUCUCUGAUAUUUUCAUUUUUAAAAUUAAGAUUUUAACCAAUUUUGUCAAACUGUCCAUUAUUGUGACAUUCUGUUGUUGUAGUAUUUCUCCUUUAAGGCUGCUGUGAUUCGUUCAGCUGGACGAAUUGUUGUUACUGCAUCACAUCCACCGCCCGGCACAGCAGGCUCCCGCUGAGGGAGCAGCUGUCGCUCUCAAAUGGCAAAGAGUGGAAUAACGUGAUUGGCGUGAAGUGUGUGUGACUCAGGAGAAAUCUCGCAGUGAUUGAGGCUGUUGAAGCAAAAUCUCAUUAAGGUUAUUGAGCAAUCUUUUUAAGGGUUUUUUAUUUAUCAAAGUUUACACCACAUAUUUACAUGGUGAUGAGACCGGCUGAGUCAUUAAAUUAUUAAAUGUCAGAUGAACUUGCUUUACAGGAGAGUACCUCUAGAAAAGAUGCACUUCUAUGAUUUUUUUUUUUUAAGCAAAUACCCGAUAUUUUAUCACUCAUACUAGCAGACAAAAGUAUGCAUUUUUGGGACAGUCAUAGUAAAACUGUUAGUGCAAAUCAGGUAUUUCAAGGCAGUUCAGUGUUUUUUUUUUUUAAAUGAUGCCUUUAUGACAAAUUUGUUGCAUUUUUGGAAAGAUCACAGAAAAAUCAAUCUGCAGUUGCGCAAAUAGCAGCAGCAGUAAAAAUAAUAGUGGAACUACGCCUGCUGAUACUGAAAGUGUACUAAUACAUGUAUGUUUAUCCAUUUUAAAUAUAUAGUGCCUUUACUGUUUUCUAAAUAUGCUAUUUAUAUGGUGCAUUUAUUUUCCAAAAUAAAUGUAUUUAACCAUUUUCA
Molecule: messenger RNA, 3245 nt
Organism: Siniperca chuatsi (mandarin fish)
Lineage: Eukaryota; Metazoa; Chordata; Actinopteri; Centrarchiformes; Sinipercidae
Gene: wdr89
Product: WD repeat domain 89
Exons: 2
Coding region: 385-1521 (378 amino acids)
Molecular function (GO): protein binding
Source: RefSeq, a predicted model, not a curated record